This is a messenger RNA of Nicotiana tabacum (common tobacco), 837 nucleotides long. Lineage: Eukaryota; Viridiplantae; Streptophyta; Magnoliopsida; Solanales; Solanaceae. The record is from RefSeq and is a predicted model, not a curated record.
AUGUUAGGCCCCAUCACGAUCCCCAAGGUGGGAAUUCCGGUACAGGCCCUUGUGUCAUCAUGGAAAAAUGGCAAUACGAUGCCGUUCAUAUUUGAUACGGUUUGGGACUUGAUAAAACUGGCAGAUUAUCUUACUCUGAGGGAAGAUGUUGACCCAUCAAAUAUAGGAAUCACUGGCGAAUCUCUUGGAGGUAUGCAUGCUUGGUUUGCUGCAUUUGUUGACACUCGCUAUUCUGUGGUUGUCCCCAUAAUUGGUGUUCAGGGUUUUCAAUGGGCCAUUGAGCAUGAUAAGUGGCAAGCAAGAGUUAACAGUAUCAAGGCUGUCUUUGAUGCACGUGCCGAUUUAGACAAGAGUACAAUUGAUAAAGAAGUAGUUCAGAAGGUCUGGGACAGGAUUGCCCCAGGUUUUUCCUCUCAAUUUGAUUCACCAUACACAGUUCCAAUUAUUGCACCACGCCCGUUCUUGAUUUUAAACGGGGAAGAUGAUCCUCGGAGCCCACUAGGUGGCCUAAAAAUUCCAGAAUCAAGAGCUCACAAAGCGUAUGAAGAGGCUAAUUGUCCUCGGGAUUUCAAGGCCUUCAUCGCGUUCGCGAUGCGUCAGGCCCAAUUAACCAUCGCGUUCGUGAUACAAGGCUCGCAUUCGCGAAGCUUCAGCCCCCGGAGCCUUCGCGUUCGCGUAGACCAAUUGAGUUUGUUGGUUGUCUGUUGGUUUACUCUGGAACUUGGUCUAGUUGGGUUCUUGAUUCUACUUGCUUCGCUUGUUGCUGCUGCUGCUAUUCUGCUUUCUGCUGCUGCUGACCCUUCUGCUUCUGCUUCUUCUUUGCAUUUCAGUAUUCAG